AUGAAGACUUUACAGGCUACUUUUCUUUUGCUUGUGUUUGUACCUUUGGUAAACUCAGCACCACCUAUACAGCAAGAAUCACUCCAGUUCUAUGAGUAUGAUACAGAUGUUUCUAUGGGAAGCCUGACCCAACAGGAUUAUGAAUUGCAAUCCAAGGACAUAAGAAAGGAUGGAACAAAUAUUUCUCUUGACACUUCCCUAAGACUGCAAGGGGAUGACAGUGAGCUCGAUAUACCAGCAACAAAGGAUACAAAUUUACCCACCUGCCUGCUCUGUGUGUGCUUGAGUGGGUCAGUGUACUGUGAGGAGAUCGACAUCGAGGCUGUGCCCCCACUGCCCAAGGAAACAGCCUACCUUUAUGCCAGAUUUAACAAAAUCAAAAGGAUAGCAGCCUCAGAUUUUGCUGACAUCACUACCUUGAGAAGAAUUGAUUUCAGUGGAAACAGGAUAGAGGAAAUAGAAGAUGGAGCCUUUUCAAAACUUCUGCUAUUGGAAGAACUUUCUCUUGCUGAAAAUCGACUUAUAAAACUUCCUGUUCUACCUCCCAAACUAACAACAUUUAAUGCAAACCAAAAUAGAAUCAAGAGCAGAGGAAUCAAAGCAAAUGCUUUCAAGAGGCUCACAAAUCUGGCCUACCUCUACCUAGGACACAACGCACUGGAAUCUGUUCCCCUGAAUUUACCGGAGAGCCUGCGCAUCCUUCACCUGCAGUACAACAACAUCACCACCAUCACCGACGACACGUUCUGCAAGUCCAACAACACGCGGUACAUCCGCAUGCGGAUGGACGAGAUCCGGAUGGAGGGCAAUCCCAUCGUCCUGGCAAAGCACGUGAAUGCUUUCUCCUGCUUGAGAAUGCUGCCUGUGGGAACCUACUACUAG
Molecule: messenger RNA, 882 nt
Organism: Acanthisitta chloris (rifleman)
Lineage: Eukaryota; Metazoa; Chordata; Aves; Passeriformes; Acanthisittidae
Gene: OGN
Product: osteoglycin
Exons: 6
Coding region: 1-882 (293 amino acids)
Molecular function (GO): protein binding
Source: RefSeq, a predicted model, not a curated record